Molecule: messenger RNA, 2000 nt
Organism: Triplophysa rosa
Lineage: Eukaryota; Metazoa; Chordata; Actinopteri; Cypriniformes; Nemacheilidae
Exons: 6
Coding region: 149-736 (195 amino acids)
Source: RefSeq, a predicted model, not a curated record
GAGCGUCACAUGAAUGUUUGACACGCAGCAGGUGCAGACGCAUCACUGUAGGGAUGGAGUUAAAACCUUGUAGCGUCAGUCAAACAGCGGAUUGAUUCACGAACGUUUGAUUUCAUAUAAACUUGAAGUGUGUAGUGAGCUUUAAAGGAUGGAGAGAAGUGGAAGCACAGGCACAGCUAAACAGUACGGAUCUCUGAAUCAGAUUGAGCCCUGCGGGCACGCGCUCAAACAAGCUGAAGAAGAUGUGGUGUCCAUGGCUGAUUCCACCAUCACAGUGGAGGACAUUGAGGGGGAGCUGUUUAAAAUCGAGAGGAUAAAAGAUGUCCUGGUCCGGAAGGAGUCCGAGCUCAGAUAUAUGAUGGACGACAUCCAGUUGUGUAAGGAGAUCACUAGACUCAAAAAGGAACUUCAGAAACUGGUUUCAAUCCCAGACAAAGACAAGUCCAAUGAGGACCGACAGCGCGAGGAAGACCUGCUUCAGCAGAUCCAGAAGCUGGUGGAGACGCGAGACUUUCUGGUGGAUGACCUGGAGUUCGAGAGACUGAGAGAGAGAGAGGAAGAUAAAGAGAUGGCAGAUUUCCUGCAGGCCAAAUUUCCCAACAGGUGCAGCAUGAAACGUCACACUAAGGACAAGAGAAUGACGUCCAGGGCUCAGCAAACCUCAUCUCCUUUCGUGACCAAGACGGGCGUCACACUGCUGAAAGAAUGCUGCGGUUUCACCUGCUCCAUCAUGUAGAUUAACAUUAGCCAGCGGGAAUGUUGCAGUGUUGAGCGGCAUGUAAACCAGCCCUUAGCCCGGUGAUACAUCACAAUAUUUUCAUGCACGCUUUUCACAUUGAGUAUUAUAACAGACUGCAGUGCAUGACUGACCAGCGGAUGUGCAUAUUAUGAAAAAUAAUAUCUUAUGGAAGAAUCAAUCCGAAUGAAGUUUUAUCAGUGUAAUGAGGUGACACUCUGUGUCCAUUUCAACAAUUAAGAAUGAAGAAGGCUUAAAGCAAAAGACUAACCUUAGGCUAAACUCCUCUGAGAUGUUGUUAAGCUGUAGCUCAUGCUUUUAUGAUAUUCUGUUAUAAUAUUGCAUCAGCUGUCGAACCACAAUGAAUGUCACCACGAAUACGUCACGUUGUCCUUGGUUGUUCAUGCGAAGUUGAACAACAGUUUCAAAUGCAGACUCACUUUAGACAACGAGUGUAGGUGUGUGCACAUAAAAGAGAGAGAGAGAGAGAGAUGGGAGAUGGGAGGUAAAGCGAGAGAGAAAGUCAUAUUUUGGAUCACUUGGGACACCAAGUACAUUAAACUGUGUUUAAAAGAGAAUAUACAAUCAAUUUAAUUUAUGCAUUUAAAGUUGUGGAUGUAAACAAGCUCAUCUGAAUCUCCUGUCAUGUUUUGCAUUGUCAAGAGUCUGUAAAAUAAGUAAAAUAUAGAAAAUGUUAAUGACUAUAACAGUACGGGGACUGCCAAAAACAGUUGAGUUUACUUCAGAUCUUUCAAGUUAUCUUCUCCUGUGGCGCUGCUCAGUUUUGACAAAAUAUGACUGUAGAUUGAAAACACAAACACUAUUUAUAAAAGUUUAUUUUAUAAUAGGCCUAUAUCUUUCAUCACUGUUAUGUGUGGUUGGUUCUAGUAUAACGUACAAAUGAUAUAUUUGUGAUGCCUUAUCUUUGAGAUUAUUUUAACUAAGCAGUGGUUAUUUAAAGCAAGAAAAUAUAUAUUUUAUCUUAAAACGAUUGAUAAGAAAUCAAAACUGUGGUGAGAAACGUGUAUUAAUAAGUUCAAAAUAUGCAUACUGUACAUGGGCUUCAAUAUACUGAACAUGUAUUAUGUGAUUUGAUUGUGCAGAAUUAUAUUUGUGCGAAUGCUUCUGUUGUGGUUAUAGAUUUUCAUGCAUCUAAAUGAUAUUUUUCCACCAAUUAAUGUAAAUAAACUGAAUGAACCAAUGUUUCACUUUAUUUUAGUGCACAGAAGACACCAGAUUCUCUAGAAUUAUAAUAAUGAUGUUU